Messenger RNA from Anolis sagrei ordinatus, 1744 nucleotides. The record is from RefSeq and is a predicted model, not a curated record. Lineage: Eukaryota; Metazoa; Chordata; Lepidosauria; Squamata; Anolidae.
CGGAAGUAGGCCCAAAUAGCGGGGAAAGCAUGAGCGUGCGGCAGCGGAAAGCCACUGAGGCGGGAGAGGCGGCCAAGAAGCGUCUCAAGCGGGAAGAACGGGCCGAGUUCUCCGCGGCGCUGAGGGAGAAGAAGCUGAAGGAGAGGGCGGCCGCGGCCUGGGCCCGGAAAGAGGCGCUGCGCGAUGAGGCUGUUGUGCUGGACCCGGCCCCUUUCCCUCACUGCGUCAUCCCAAACUUCAUCCAAACCGAAGGCUUUUUGGAAGGGCUGCAGAAGGAGCUUUUGAGCCUGGAUUUCCAUGAAAAGUGCAAUGACUUGUACAAAUUCAAACAGUCAGAUGACCUGAAGAAAAGAAGAGAGCCUCACAUUGCAGCUUUAAGAAGAGUCCUCUUUGAGGAUUUCCGAGCUUGGCUUUCUGACGUGACCCGAGUGGAGCUGGAGCCCACGGUCGAUCUCUCCUGCGCGAAAUAUCAAUAUACAGAUGCCCUUCUUUGCCAUGAUGACGAAUUGGAGGGCCGGCGGAUUGCCUUCAUACUUUAUCUGGUCCCUCCGUGGAAGGACAGCGAUGGGGGAACCCUGGACCUCUUCAGCACUGACGAGCACUCCCAGCCUUUGCAGGUUGUCAAGUCGUUGGUCCCUUCGUGGAAUUCACUCGCAUUCUUCGAAGUCUCGCCAGUCUCUUUCCAUCAGGCAAGGCGCCUCUUUGUUUUGACAGUUUUUUUAAAACACAGCCGCUUUUUAUCAAUAAAGGUUCUUGUUGUUUCCAGGCAUUAUGCAAAAGCUGAAGAGGAGAGCCUGCCUGCCGUCUUGAAAAGCGGCAUGGAACUUUUCCGCUCCGAGGCCUUGUUCCUGCUCCUCUCCAACUUCACAGGCCUGAAGCUGCAUUUCCUGGCUCCAGAAGACGAAGCAGAAGGAGAGGAAGAAGGAAGAGCCACAGUGGGGAGCUCUUCCAAAAGCACAGAAGGACAGUGCAGUCGAGGAAAAAGUGAUAGUAGUGACAACACAGAAGACUCCAAAGAGAUCCCUGAAAAUGGGAAUGGUGGGCAAGAGACUGGCUCCAGCGUCCCCUUGUGUGCGGGAGAGCUGAGGCGCUGGACACAGGGCUGCUAUAGUCUUGCCCACGACACGGAAGCAACCGAGUUCGCCCUAGAUUUGCUGUUCUUCUGUGGCUGUCAAGACUGGGAUGCGGAAUUUGGUGGUUUUACGUCGUACAUUGCAAAAGGUGAAGACGAAGAACUGCUGACUGUUAAUCCAGAAGACAACUGCUUGGCCUUGAUUUACAGAGACCGAGAAACACUGAAAUUUGUGAAGUACAUAAACCACCAGAGUCUGAGCCAGGCGGCAACACAGCCUGAACACAUAGGAUUCUGGGACUUCAGCUUUGUUUACUACGAAUAGUGACGGCAGCCAUAGGAUCCUAUCACACAGAGCACAAUGGAGAUAAUUUUUGGGAAAGACUGCAUCAUGCCAUGUGCCUUUAUGAGAAGAUGCCCCACUGGGACCUUUGGGGAUCUUGCGUUUUAAUUAUAUAUUUACAUUACAUGUAAUAUUACUAAUAAUAUUACAAUAUAAUGGCAUAGUGCAAUAUAGUAACAUAUAAUACUGAUAUUGUACUAUGCUAAUAAUAUAUAUUGUAUGAAAAUAUAUAUUGUAAGCUGUUCUGAGUCCUCUUCGGGGUGAGAAGGACGGUAUAUAAAUGCCGCAAAUAAAUAAAUAAAAUAAAAUAAAUAAUCCUGGAUUCAAAA